Molecule: messenger RNA, 717 nt
Organism: Nanorana parkeri
Lineage: Eukaryota; Metazoa; Chordata; Amphibia; Anura; Dicroglossidae
Gene: MALSU1
Product: mitochondrial assembly of ribosomal large subunit 1
Exons: 4
Coding region: 1-675 (224 amino acids)
Biological process (GO): negative regulation of ribosome biogenesis; negative regulation of translation
Cellular component (GO): mitochondrion
Molecular function (GO): ribosomal large subunit binding
Source: RefSeq, a predicted model, not a curated record
AUGUGGGCCCGGAGGACGAAGUUGUUGACGGUGCUGCGUAGUGUGACCGGAGGACGGUCUGGGGGAGCUGCAGCUGUACACAGUGGGCCCGGCCCGUUCUUUGCUGCUAUACCUGCACCUGCCGGACAUGGGGCCUUAUGUGUGCCCCGGAGGAGAUCAUGUGUCCUGCAGAGGAUCUGCCCACACAGCACGGUUUUCUGGGAUUACCAUACACCGAGCUCGGAUGUGGCCGCAUCGAACAGCGAGUGGGAGAGGAGAGCUGAGGAUCUGGCAGAGUUUAACAUCAAUGUACUGGUGAAUUUACUGCGGCAGGAAAAUGGCAAAGACCUGUGUGUCAUCCGAAUUCCUCAAGAGAUGAAAUAUGUUGAAUAUUUUGUUAUUGUUGGAGGAACCUCAACAAGACAUCUUAAAGCUUUGGCACAGUAUACCCUGAAAGUGUAUAAGUAUUUGAAGAAAGACGUUGAGUCGCAUGUUUGUAUAGAGGGACAGGACACGGAUGACUGGAUGUGUAUAGACUUUGGUAAUAUUGUGGUUCACUUUAUGCUGCCGGAAACUAGAGAGGCCUACGAACUGGAGAAAUUGUGGACUUUGCGAUCACAUGAUGAUCAGUUAUUGCAGAUGGUGCCAGAGGUUUUACCAUCAGAUUUUACAUUUGGAUUUCAGAAAACAGACUGAGCUGUUCAUUGUGAUGAUUUCCUGGAAUUAUCUGAACUGAAU